This is a messenger RNA of Artibeus jamaicensis (Jamaican fruit-eating bat), 663 nucleotides long. It is a transcript of the gene TMEM210, whose product is annotated as transmembrane protein 210. NCBI's taxonomy places the organism in Eukaryota, Metazoa, Chordata, Mammalia, Chiroptera, Phyllostomidae. Bases 1 to 663 code for a protein of 220 amino acids. The transcript is spliced from 5 exons. The record is from RefSeq and is a predicted model, not a curated record.
AUGUCAGCCCCAGGCACAGGCACGUGCGCACACCUGCUCCGAGUGCCUUUGGACGCAGAGUGUGGUGUGACCCAGUGCGUCCUGGGUCACUCAACAGGCACAGAGCUGCCAGACAUUGAGGUUCCCCAUCCACCCUACCUGGUCCCCCUGCGGCUGCCCCCACAAGGCUCCUCGAGUCCCGGCGCCCAAGGGCGAGUGAAGCUCCGGCAGAGGCCCUGCCCCCACUCCCCCACCUCACAGCUCUACUCUGGCACCUAUUGCGACUGCAGCCUCGGCCUCAGCCGAGAGGCCUUCAUUGCCCUGUUCGUGGUGCUGGUGGGCAUCAGUGCCAGCUGCUUCUUUGCACUCAUCAUCGUCGUCGUUGGUGUCCUUCGGAGCCAGGGUGAAACGUGCCCCGAAACCAUGGACAGCAGUACGGUGGAGCACUUCAGGGUCCAGGAAGACCACAUGGACCUGCAAACGGUGCACCUGGAGUCCUGCCCCAUGGAGCCCCUGCACACAGAGCAGGGGGAAUCCCACCUCAUGGAGCCCGAGCUGGAGGUCACCCUGAUGCCGCCCCUUGAGGGUCACAGCCUCAUGACCAUCCCCAUGGACCCCUCCCUGACUCUGGAGGAGCCCCCCCAACCUGAGUGGGGCCGUGGGCAGCUGGUGGAAGGGGAUUAA